Arabidopsis lyrata subsp. lyrata is the source of this 2121-nucleotide messenger RNA. Its product is annotated as CTP synthase. The transcript has 22 exons. Gene Ontology annotation, biological process: pyrimidine nucleobase biosynthetic process; CTP biosynthetic process. NCBI's taxonomy places the organism in Eukaryota, Viridiplantae, Streptophyta, Magnoliopsida, Brassicales, Brassicaceae. Gene Ontology annotation, molecular function: CTP synthase activity; identical protein binding. The record is from RefSeq and is a predicted model, not a curated record. The coding region runs from base 109 to 1884 and encodes 591 amino acids.
AGUGAGGGUCUCGCAGGUUAAUAGCUUAUAAGCCGCCGCCUUGAAAAUCCAGAAGGCCAUUUUUGUUAGAGAAAGGUGAAGAAGAAGAAGAAGCAGAGACAAACGAUUAUGAAGUACGUUUUGGUGACAGGAGGAGUGGUGAGUGGUCUUGGCAAAGGUGUCACUGCUAGUAGCAUUGGACUUCUUCUUCAAGCAUGUGGUCUUCGUGUUACUUCCAUCAAAAUUGAUCCUUAUCUUAAUACUGAUGCUGGAACAAUGUCUCCAUUUGAGCAUGGAGAAGUAUUUGUAUUGGAUGAUGGUGGAGAGGUGGACUUGGACCUUGGAAACUAUGAACGAUUUUUAGACAGUACAUUGACCCGUGACAACAAUAUAACAACUGGAAAGAUAUACCAGUCAGUCAUUGACAAGGAAAGGAAGGGGGACUACCUCGGAAGAACUGUACAGGUGGUUCCUCAUGUUACUGACGCAAUCCAAGAGUGGAUUGAGCGUGUCGCUAAUGUACCUGUGGAUGGGAAGGAAGGUCCUCCUGAUGUCUGUGUCAUCGAAUUAGGCGGGACUAUAGGUGAUAUUGAAUCUAUGCCCUUUAUUGAGGCCCUUGGUCAAUUCUCGUAUAAAGUUGGGCCUGGUAAUUUCUGCUUGGUUCAUGUCAGCCUUGUGCCUGUUCUCAGUGUUGUUGGUGAACAGAAGACGAAGCCAACCCAGCAUAGUGUGCGAGGACUCAGGAGCCUUGGUUUGACACCAAAUAUCCUAGCAUGUCGCAGCACAAAGGCACUUGAAGAAAAUGUCAAGACAAAACUAUCUCAAUUUUGCCAUGUGCCGGAAGUGAAUAUAGUAACGCUCUAUGAUGUUCCAAAUAUUUGGCAUGUUCCGCUGCUUUUAAGGGAUCAAAAGGCUCACGAAGCCAUCCUAAAAGAGUUGAACCUUAGUAAUGCUGUAAAGCCAGACUUGGCAGAAUGGACUGCGAGGACUAAAAUUUAUGACACACUGCAAGAUCCUGUGAGAAUAGCUAUGGUUGGCAAGUACACUGGCCUUACUGAUUCUUACCUUUCUGUGUUGAAGGCCCUUUUGCAUGCUUCUGUUGCAUGUCACAAGAAGCUUGUCAUAGAGUGGGUUGCAGCCAGUGACCUUGAAGAGAUAACUGCACAGGAGGCGCCAGAUGUCCAUAAAGCUGCAUGGGAUCUUUUGAAGGGUGCUGAUGGUAUCCUAGUACCAGGAGGGUUUGGUGAUCGAGGAGUGCAAGGGAAGAUACUUGCUACAAAGUACGCCCGUGAAAAUCAAGUUCCUUUCCUUGGCAUAUGCCUGGGAAUGCAGCUGGCUGUUGUUGAAUUUGCCCGCUCCAUUCUCGGUUUUCAUGAUGCAAACAGCACAGAGUUUGAACCAGAAACUUCAAGCCCUUGCAUCAUAUUUAUGCCAGAAGGAUCCACAACUCAUAUGGGGGGCACAAUGCGCUUAGGGUCAAGGAGGACUUACUUCCAGGUUGCUGAUUGCAAGUCUGCCAAGCUGUACGGUAAUGCAAAGUUUGUUGAUGAGCGACACCGGCACAGAUAUGAGGUAAAUCCAGAUAUGAUAUCUGAAAUUGAGAAGGCUGGCCUCUCCUUUGUUGGGAAAGAUGAGACUGGGCGUCGUAUGGAGAUUGUAGAACUACCAAGUCAUCCAUACUUUGUGGGUGCUCAGUUCCAUCCUGAAUUCAAGUCCAGACCUGGGAAACCUUCUGCAUUGUUUCUAGGUCUUAUCGCAGCAGCGUCUGGGUGUCUAGAAUCAGUUUUGCAAACAGGUGGCAAGGUGAACAUAGUUUCGAAAAAUGGAGUAGCCAAUGGAUCUGCAAUGGGGAAAGUUCAUCAGAACGGCAAUGUCUAUAGCAAUGGAAACGGACUUCACCACUGACUCGGGAAAGGAACAAUUUUACUUGCUGCAUUUUUAAAGUUUUUCUGCUUUUAAUCAAAGCUUUCUUUAAAGCCAGUCGACAUGUAUAGUCCUUGAGUUUUGUUUCCUUGUCUUGCUUGAAGACUUGUUGGGUUUCGUUGUUAGGGUUUGUGGAGAGACAUGGAUAUGAAUGUGCUUCCUGUUCUUGGGUUGCUUUUUGCCUUUCAUAGCUAAAAAGUAAUAAAUAUCUAUAAUCUA